UUUUCUGCCCUCACCGUUUGAGUCAGUGGUAGAGUCCAAUGACCCAUCAUGGCGUCGAUAGAAGAAAGCAGAGAGCCGGAUGCGUCGGUAGAAAACAUCGCCCCAGUCCCUAAAGUAGCGCUUACGUGGCGAGACAGACUAAGGAGUAUAUUAACAUGGAAGGUCCUCAAGAUGGUGCUGUUGGGCCAGACCCUGUCCUUGUUGAUCUGUGGGACAUCUGUCACCAGUACCCUGCUGGAGGCUAAGUACAAAGUCAGCACACCAACAGCACAGAGCUUCCUCAACUACAUCCUACUGGCUCUGGUCUUCAGCAUUCCACUAGUGCGUAGAAGUGGGGAUGACAACAUUAAGGUUGUAAUGAAGCAACGCUGGUGGAAAUACGUCAUCGUUGCCCUUAUUGACGUUGAGGCAAAUUACCUUGUGGUGAAAGCCUACCAGUACACCACUCUCACCAGUAUCCAGCUCCUGGACUGUGUGACCAUCCCCGUGGUGCUGGUCCUGUCCUGGAUAUUCCUCCACUCCAGGUUUAAGUGGGUUCACUACGGCGGCAUCGCUGUGUGUCUGCUGGGGGUGGGCAGCCUGGUGGGGGCUGAUCUUCUCAGCGGGAGGGACCAUGUUGGAGGCACUGACAAGCUGUUGGGAGACAUGCUGUGCCUGCUUGGCGCGGCGCUUUACGGUGUGUCCAACGUUGCAGAGGAGUACGUCGUACGCCACUUCACCAGGGUGGAGUUUCUAGGCAUGCUGGGAAUAUUUGGAAGUGUUAUCUGUGGGCUCCAGCUUGCCAUCUUGGAGAGACAUGAACUGGCAACAAUCCAGUGGACAUGGCAAGUUGGCCUCCUGUUUGUUGGCUUUGCCGUCUGCCUUUUUGCCCUCUACACCAUCUUCCCAACAGUCAUCAAAAUGAGCAGUGCCGUGGUGGUGAACCUGUCCAUCCUCACAGCGGAUCUCUACACACUUUUCCUUGGGCUCUUCCUCUUCCACUAUGUGUACCAUGGACUAUAUUUCCUGGCCUUUGUGCUGAUUGUAGCAGGCGUAGUUGUCUACUCUACCAAACCGACUUCAGAAGCACCGCCCAGAGACUACCAGGCCAUGCCCGGAGACAGCACAAGCCGAGGGGAGGAUGAUCCGGGCAGCCGCCAGCCUCUGACGGUCAGUGAGAACCUGGAGCAGGACAGACUGGAGGAGGACCAGGAGCAGAGACACAGGGACGCCAACAGGACCCUCGCUCAGGACCUGAGUGGAAGCCCAGUAGAUGUCAUGGUAUAGGGAUUGAAUAAUAUAGAAAGUGCCAGCUUUCAUUGUGGUCAUUGCUCACAAGAAAAAAAAAAAACUUCUCUAAGUGAGUCAGAACUAGUUGCGGAGACCAGGCAUUUGUACACUCCUCAAGUUACAUUAUUUGUUUGGAUAUGGAUGUUUUUUUGAAAUAGGUGUUACAGGCUAGUGCUGUCUACCACUAAGUACAUAGAAAAAUUAUGUAACUUUUCUCUUUUCAAGGAUUUGUUUGCAGACAUGUAAACACAUUGUUUCUAUCAUCUAUGGCAAGACUUCAUAAAAUAGUUUUGGAGGUCUAAGACUCGAAACAGAAUUUUAGGACAUCUAAACUAGGAUUGAUCUCUAAAAAGUUUAUGUUUAUUGGAUAAAAGGUACAGUAUGAUUAAAGUAGCUAUAGAAGAAAAGAAGAAAAAACCUGCAUGGGCAAAUAGUUUUAUUUUUCAUAGUAUGUUCAUAUACAUAAUCAUGUAAGCAGAGAUAGUGUGCAAUAUCAAAAUGUACGUGUCCACUAAACUUUUGCAUUGUUUCAGCACCAGCGAGCUGCCAUGGGAUCAGUAUUACUUUAAUAGGAACCCUUAACAUGCACACAUUGGGUUCAUUGUGAUUGUCGAACAACAUUUAAAAUGUUACCGACAUAUUUUUCUUUGAGACUUUUCAUCAAUGAUUCCAGACUAAUGUAAAAUUUUGUAGUCUAAAGGGGUAAUUAUCUUUGUAUUAUCAGAAUGAAAUGUCUGUAACAAAUUAUUACAUUAACUUGGACAGUAUUGACUUUUUUAGGUUUAGUAUGGUAUGGUGCGGUUUUGUAUGGUAUGGUAUGGUACAGGCAUUGUGCUCCUCAGUUUUGUCAUAGACAAGUUUACCUCAUUACUUAAAGAAUAAGGUAGUUGCUUGGAAGGAAGUAAGAAAGAUUCUGUUUUCAA
Molecule: messenger RNA, 2192 nt
Organism: Branchiostoma belcheri (Belcher's lancelet)
Lineage: Eukaryota; Metazoa; Chordata; Leptocardii; Amphioxiformes; Branchiostomatidae
Product: solute carrier family 35 member F2-like
Biological process (GO): transmembrane transport
Cellular component (GO): membrane
Molecular function (GO): transmembrane transporter activity
Source: RefSeq, a predicted model, not a curated record